UCAUUCUCUCCCCGGCUCCUGGCCCUUUGCUUCCCUGGCGACUGCCUGCACAGGCAGCAAGGAGUUGUUUCCCAGUGCACUCCUGGCUGCCAGUUCUGGCUGCAGCUGCCACCUCUAGCUGCUAAAGUGGCUGUCAGCUGCUGCAAUCUACAUAGCCUCAGGACGAGAAAAGGGACCUCAGACCUUCCAGAUCGCUUCUACUUGCAAGAAACUAUUUGUGACAGGCCAGUUGCAGUAGCUCAUGCCUGGAAUCUCAGCACUUUGGGAAACAGAGGCAGGAGGAUUGCCUGAGCCCAGGAAUUUGAGAACAACCAGGGCAGCAUCAACGCUACAAAACAUAAAUCAUUAGCUGGGUGUGUCGGUGCAUGCCUGUAGAGCUACUGAGGAUACUGAGGAUUGCUUGAGCCCAGGAGGUUGAAUCUGUGGAAUAAAGAUGGCUGCUGAACCAGUAGAAUACAAUUGCAUCAACUUUGUGGAAAUGAAAUUUACUGGCGAUACACUUUACUUUAGAGCUGAAGAUGAUGAAAACCUGGAAACAGAUCACUUUGCCAAGCUUAAAUCCAAAUUAUCAAUUAUAAGAAAUUUGGAUGACCAAGUUCUCUUCCUUGGUGAAGGAAAUCACCCUCUGUUUGAGGAUAUGACUGAUUCUGACUGUGAAGAAAAUGCAUCCCGGACCAUAUUUAUCAUAUAUAUGUAUAAAGAUAGCGAGCCUAGAGGUCUGGCUGUAACCAUUUCCGUGAAGUGUGGAAAAAUUUCAACUCUUUCCUGUGAGAACAAAAUUAUUUCCUUUAAGGAAAUCAGUCCUCCUGAUAACAUCAUUGAUGCAAAAAGUGACAUCAUAUUUUUUCAAAGAAGUGUUCCAGGGCAUGAUGAUAAGAUGCAGUUUGAAUCUUCAUCAUACGAAGGAUACUUUCUAGCUUGUGAAAAAGAGAAAGAUCUUUUUAAACUCAUUUUGAAAAAAAAGGAUGAAUUGGGGGAUAAAUCUAUAUUGUUCACGGUUCAAAAUAAAGACUAGCUAUUAAAAUUUCAUAAUGUGAACUGUGAAUUUUUGUAUUUAGAAAGGUUAUGUUAAUGGUGACAUGAAA
Molecule: messenger RNA, 1085 nt
Organism: Sapajus apella (tufted capuchin)
Lineage: Eukaryota; Metazoa; Chordata; Mammalia; Primates; Cebidae
Gene: IL18
Product: interleukin 18
Exons: 7
Coding region: 434-1015 (193 amino acids)
Biological process (GO): inflammatory response; immune response
Molecular function (GO): cytokine activity
Source: RefSeq, a predicted model, not a curated record